UCAUAAUGUAAUUGGUGGCUCCGCAGGACAGAAUAAUAUAAAAAUGAGCCAAACCCUCAGCAGAGCAGAGACUGGAAGGACUCUGAGAACCAUGGCUUCCCUUCAGAUACUUCUUCUCCUGUGUAUCACUGUUUCAGUGAGCGCAGCUGGACAUCUGCAGAAAAGAAUCUACGGAGGUAGAAACUGUGAAGACAAUGAGCGUCUGUACCAUGUCAGACUAAGACCAUAUGAUGGUAAACUCAAUUAUACCUGUGGUGGCUCUCUGAUCAGUAAUCGGUGGAUUCUGACUGCAGCUCACUACUGGAAUACGUCAUGUUGUACCAUAUGGCACCCUGCUCUGUCAUGUACAAGACUUUCUCUCACAGGUUUCACAGAGAGUUCAGCGAUGGUUCUACAGAACAGAGUCAUUGGAGGUCAAAAGUGUGAGCGUCCGUAUCACGUCAGACUGAGAGCCGUCAGCGCUGGUGGAGCUUCCAGCUCGUGUGGAGGCUCUCUGAUCAGUAAACGCUGGGUUCUGACAGCAGCUCACUGUCUGAAGCCGGGGCGGACCAUGUUUGCAGAUGUAGUCAUGCAUCAAGGAGCUCCAGCCCAGGAAAUUAAAAUUACUGCAGAAGCUGAGAUCUUCACCGAUAAAGACAUCAACAACAACAUCAGGUCACACGACAUCAUGUUACUGCAGCUUCCGACCCCCACUGACGUUCAGCCUGUAGCACUACCUGACUGUGAAUGCAGCCCUGAAAUGUGA
Betta splendens (Siamese fighting fish) is the source of this 745-nucleotide messenger RNA. RefSeq names its product kallikrein 1-related peptidase b11-like. Gene Ontology annotation, biological process: proteolysis. NCBI's taxonomy places the organism in Eukaryota, Metazoa, Chordata, Actinopteri, Anabantiformes, Osphronemidae. Bases 44 to 745 code for a protein of 233 amino acids. The record is from RefSeq and is a predicted model, not a curated record. Gene Ontology annotation, molecular function: serine-type endopeptidase activity. The transcript has 4 exons.